Messenger RNA from Clunio marinus, 429 nucleotides. NCBI's taxonomy places the organism in Eukaryota, Metazoa, Arthropoda, Insecta, Diptera, Chironomidae. The record is from the annotation of a GenBank genome assembly.
AUGAUAUUUACAUCGAAAGGCAAAACAAAUAAAUCAAAGACACAACGACAGCUUUUGGUUGUGAGAAUUGUGGAAUUCAUGCAGAAAUUGUCAGCAAAGAAAAGCAGCGAACGUCUUAAUAAACAGAGCAAUGAGAAGCAGCAGCAAAAGAUGUUUGUUGAGAAAAUGGCGAAAACUUUCUUUGCUUGCCUUCAAAGUCAACAAUUUAUGUGCUUGGAGUGGUGGUUGAAGAAAUGCUUUCGCAUCAUUACUUAUGCUUGCUCUCAUACUUGCUUGUUCGUAUUCAAUGUUCAGUCUUCCAGUUUUCUUUCUCGUCGUGUGGAAAUAAGCGCCUUUGUUGCUUUUGUUCCUUUUCGGAGAAUGGAGAAUGGAGAAUAUAUCGAAGCAAGUGACAUUAAUCUCAUACCAACCACCCACGCAAAAGUUUAA